AUGCCAAAAAAUAGCUACUCAAUUAAUAUAAUUUCAACAAACUCACUGACAACGCAAAACUCUAUUUCCGUUGAUUCCAGCCAGGAGCAAGCUAACUACGACAGUUUUUCCCAAACCCCAAACAACGCCCUCAUCAACAAUGGCCGCCCCGAACCACCCCUCAAAAAUGUUGGCGGACUUUCCCGACCUGCCCCCAAUAGCCUUGGUUCCCAGUUGAGUUUCCACGACAUCAAAUACACAAUCACAGUCAAAAAUUCGUUUUGCAAGAAGGCAGAGAAGAAAGAGAUUUUACAUGGGUUAACAGGUCUUUUCAAGCCUGGCAUGAACGCAAUCAUGGGGCCGACCGGCUGCGGAAAAACUACGUUGCUAAACAUUUUGGCUGGAAGAGCUGACGUGCAAAAGUUAGAUGGAUGCGUGUUGGUCGACGGAAUGAAACAGCCGUCAAAUUUUAGAUGCAUGGCCGGAUUUGUGGCACAGGAUGAUAUUGUAAUGGGAACGCUGACGGUCCGAGAGAACUUUAUGUUCUCAGCAAAUUUGAGACUGCCGAAAUCAAUCUCUAAAGAAGAGAAGAUAAGAAAGGUUGAUAACGCUAUUUACGAGCUUGGGCUGACUCAGUGCGCCGAUUCCAGGGUAGGAACUGAUUUAAUAAGAGGUGUAUCGGGAGGUGAGAGGAAGAGAACGAACAUAGGCAUGGAGUUGGUCAUCUCUCCUAAGGUUCUCUUCCUAGAUGAACCCACAACUGGCCUCGAUUCGAGUACUGCCUUUGCUGUUAUGUCCUUACUGAAUGUCUCGAAAUGGAAUUAUUUUGAUAUUUUUUCAAGGAUAUCAAAGAACGGUCGGACGAUAAUCUUCUCGAUCCAUCAGCCUCGAUACAACAUCUUCAAACUGUUUGAUGGCAUGCUGUUGUUGGGAGCUGGUAGGACCAUCUACCACGGACCCGCAUCUGAGACUCUUCAGUAUUUUAACUCCAUCGGUUACGAAUGCGAGGAGCACGAAAACCCUUCCGAUUUUUUUCUCGACGUAACAAACGGAGACUCAACAGCCGUCAAAGCCCUAUUCAAAAGCUCAGAUAAGAAAGAAGGACCUGACACCGAUCAUCAUGUCACGGUCCCAGGAAAAUCUCUCAUAUUUACUCUGGCGGAAGAAUUUUCAAAAAGCUCAUUGGCUGACAAAGUUUAUAAAGAAGCGAACGCCAUACACCAAAUGUACAUUACGAAACGAGCCAGUGGCGACAAAAUGAAGUACCCCGUUGUGUUAUAUGCCACGUCUUUCGUUACUCAGUUAUAUUACGUUUCCUUGCGAGCUAUCAAGAACAUCAUUAGAAACCCAUCUGCACUCAUGCUUCAAAUAACAAUCAUGUUCUUCUUUGGCCUAUUCGUCGGGUUGUUGUUUUUCAAGUUAGGAACUGACAUCAGAGGAGCUAUACAGAACAGGACGGGAGCUUUCUUCUUCAUCAUUAUGAAUCAAGUCUUUGGCAACUUAUCGAGCAUCGAGUUAUUCAUCAAAGAAAGGAGAAUUUUCCUACACGAAUGUUCUGGCGGUUUCUACAGAGUGUCCGCCUAUUUUUUCGCGAAGUACCUCUGUGACCUCUUCCCAAUGAGAAUCAUACCUCUAACUUGUUUCUGUGUCAUUGCCUAUUUCAUGGUCGGUUUCCAAAUGGAUGUUGCGAAAUUCUUCAUCUUCUACCUCUCCUACUGCCUCACCACCACGUCAGCAUCCACCAUCGGCUUUGCGGUCAGUUCCUCAACAAAGACCUUCCAAGUCGCCCACCUUACUACAACUUUCAUCUUCGUCUUCAUGCAAGUUUUUGGCGGGUUCCUCGCAAAUGUUACGACAAUGCCCAACUGGUUAAGCUGGAUGCAGUACCUUAGCAUCGUCAGAUACUCAUUAAACGCCUUGUCAAUAAACGAAUUGAAAGAUUUGGUCCUCUAUCAGAAGAACGGAUCAGCAAUUUCUGACGCGGGGGAGGAGUACUUGGCAUCACAAGGCAUCAGGUACGAAACGGCCUGGGACCUCUGGCAAAAUGAAAUGGCCAUGGCUGUCAUCAGCGUUGGAAUGCUGACCAUCGCUUACAUUCAACUUUUGAGGAGUUCGAAAAUUAGAUGAGUCUAGAACGUUUCCAUUUAGAAGUCAAUAAAUUGGUCAAUGAAUUGGUGCAUGAAUUGGUCAAUGAAUUGGUCAAUGAAUUGGUGCAUGAAUUGGUCAAUGAAUUGAUAAAUGUGGUGAAUGAAUUGAUCAAUGAAUUGGUCUACCAUAAAAACAAAAAAAUUAUGAUGAAGAUAAUAGUAAUAAUAAUAACAUUUCAUUCAUAUAGCGCCUUCUACACGGGCAUCUAAGGCGAGAAAAAUCCUUUUAAGAGUAAUAAUAAUAAUGUUAUAAUUUUGUAAAUUAUUUGAUUUGACAAUAUUCGAGAAUGUUUUGUUUUGCUAGAUUACAAACUAUGGAGUGUUUAGUGGAGUGUUUAAGACUUUAUUAAAAGUUAUUUUGAGUUUUAGUUGAAUUUUCAGAAGAUAAAACAACUAUGAACCUUGUUUCAAUUCAAUUUUUGUUAUUGAAAUUCGUUUAAAAUUUUUAUGAUCUACUUGAAAAUUGAUAAUUUAACUUUGCAGUUUUUGAAAUUAAUUACUCAGUAAUGAAGUUAUAAAAAAACAUAAUUUGUCCCAUUUUCAAAUAAUAAUUAUCAAGCCAGCAAACAAAUUUCAGCAGAAAAUGCCUAACCCUUUUUGUUCAGUUCAAUCUACAAACGAAUUUAUCAAAAAAAAAAUUCACCAUUUUAAAUAAAAAUACAAUAAUUUUUAAAAUGAUGGUUAGGAGCAAGAAAAAAAUAAUAUUGUCAUGAACAUUUUUAUAGAGCUUCAAUUAAUUACCAAGUUGUUGCACGUACAUAAGAACAAAUAAUUAACAAGGGAAUAAAACCUGGACUUAAGCAUUCAACGCUUUCAGCAGCGGAUAUUUUGCAAAAGAACCGCAGAAGUUUCCAUUGAAAUCAUCAAACGAAAGAUCCCAAGCCAUCCACCCGCCGUACUUUUUCGAAUUUGUAUAUUCCAGCUUUCUGGCAAUGCCCUUCUGGUCGUCAUAGCCGAUCCAAACAUCCCCACUGACUAAAUAGGUCACUUGUUGUUCUUCCGACCAUUUCACAAUCGUGUCGGGAUGGUUCAGAUACACGCUACAUAUCUUUAUAUAAGUCAAGACACCAGGUGUUUGGGUGUAGAGCCCAGCGGGGCACGGACCAGAGGCAGGUGCCCCAAUGCCGUUGUUGCUAGGGUCUACCAACGUGAAACAUCUACCGUAGAAUGGGAAGCCCACAAUUAUUUUUGCCGCCCCGACACCCAACGCUUGCACGUAGCUGCUGGUCCAAUUCAAAUUUUUUUCACCCUUUGAAAACAGGGGGGAAUUAUGACCCGUCACUGGGUCCCACGAGCCAUGAUAGUCGUAGGUCAUAAGCCCUAUGAAGUCUAAAUCCUUUUGGAUGAUAUCAAGUUCGUAUCCGCGGUCUAUCCGGUGUUUAUCGGCCGGGAUACAAAUAGAGAGGAGAAGGACGGGAUUUCCGGUCGUUUGGCUUUCCCGAAUGUAGGCUUCACG
Messenger RNA from Helobdella robusta, 3582 nucleotides. RefSeq lists its product as hypothetical. The coding region runs from base 1 to 2106 and encodes 701 amino acids. Lineage: Eukaryota; Metazoa; Annelida; Clitellata; Rhynchobdellida; Glossiphoniidae. Gene Ontology annotation, molecular function: ABC-type transporter activity; ATP binding; ATP hydrolysis activity. Gene Ontology annotation, cellular component: plasma membrane. The transcript is spliced from 22 exons. The record is from RefSeq and is a predicted model, not a curated record.